Molecule: messenger RNA, 9592 nt
Organism: Bacillus rossius redtenbacheri
Lineage: Eukaryota; Metazoa; Arthropoda; Insecta; Phasmatodea; Bacillidae
Exons: 8
Coding region: 513-6197 (1894 amino acids)
Cellular component (GO): chromocenter; nucleus
Molecular function (GO): DNA binding; chromatin binding
Source: RefSeq, a predicted model, not a curated record
GCUCGAUUGUUUCAGGUAAAUUGCAUGAUGGAACUUCAAGCUUGGAGAUAGCGCAAGGCAUUUUGGGAGUUUAGAAGGGAACCAUAUUUAUCCGACAUCACAUAUGUUAAUAUAUUGUGGAGGGAAAUGUUGACGGAUGAUAUGUAGUGUUUUAGUGUUUUUCUACGUUUAUCGUGAAAUAUGGAUUAUUGAUUUCGUUAAAUAAGUGUUAGUUUGGUUGCAAAAUUACGCGUGUGUUUCUACGAUAGCAAGUACAAGAUCAGUUGCGCAGGUGUGGGUUUCAGUGAUUGCUGUGUUGAUGACAUUGAUAUCAAAACAACUUGGAGUUGCAUGAAGAGGGCCCUGGAAGUUCGCACAUCUGCUUUAGUGUGAUGUCAAAUUGGGGCCAUAUUAAGUCUGUGGUUUUGUUUAAAUCAUUCGCGACAUGCAGACGCUGCCCGGAAUCGUAGCCAGUGUCUAUUGUGUUGCACCAGUGAUGGUGCGGCUGGCCGUCGCAGCGCGAUCCUCGGACCAUGGCCGGCAAGCCUGAGCCGCACCAGCACCACGUACAGCAUCAGCCCGGCGUGCAGAACGUGGUGGUGUACCUGUCCAACGAGAACCUCGCGUACGCCGUCAACCAGCAGAAUGUGGACGCCGCCUACCACCACCACCACCAGCAGAACGGGGGCGGGGGCGGCGCCGGCCCGGCGCCCGCGGCGAAGGCCGCCAAGCCCCCCGGCAACGGGUACGUCGGCAGGCCGGGGGGCGUAGCCCUCCAGCACCAGGCCGGGUUCUACGCGACGGGCGCCGAGAUCCCGCAGGCCAACGGCUUCCACGGCUGCGCCGGCCCGAACAUGUUCGGGAACAUCGUGUACAGCGCCGGCGGGGACGCGCAGGCGGGGGCGCUGUUCGACCAGGGGUUCGGGACGCCCCUGAAGACGCUGGGCGACCCGGGGCAGAGCGCCGGCGGGGAGCUCUGCAACGGCUACUCCGCCCAGGCCCCGGGGCAGCCGCGCAUCGCCGCGUCGUGCCCGGAGCACAAGCCGGAGGCGGGGGAGGGGGCGGAGGGGAGCGGUGCGGGGGGGCUGCCUCGGUGCGACUCGGUGCGCUCGGAGACGGCGGAGUCGAGCUGCAGCAGCCUGAGCUCGGUGGACAGCCAGCCGGAGCUGGUGUCGGGCGUGGUGAUGGUGGGGGCGGCCGGCGGGGCUCUGCCCCAGCCACUGGGCAACAUCGUGCUGGCCAUGGCCUUGCCCCAGGCGGAGGCCCCUCAGCAGCAGCUGGUGUCUGUGCCGCCGGGCUGGAAGAGGAUUGUUUCCAACGGAUCAGUUGUGUACAUUAGCCCCAGCAACGCCCCGCUGCGCUCCCUGGAGCACGUGAAGGAGUACCUGCUCUCGGCGGGCACCUGCAAGUGCGGCCUGCAGUGUCCGCUGCGCUGCGAGGCCGUCUUCAACUUCGACCCCAAGGUGGUUGGGCGGCCUCCCUCCGCCUCCCAGGACUGCCCCCAGCUCGGCGCGAUCUGCAGCCACGAGAGGAAACUGCUGGCCAUGGCCUCGCUCGGCCCCCAGCCGCCGCCGCCGCAACCCCAGCCGCCGCCGCCGCCCCAGCAACCCCAGCAACCCCAGCAACCCCAGCAGCAGCUCUGCUUCAAAAAGGAGACCAAGGUGGGGCGCCCCAAGAAGAGGAAGCUGACCAAGGAGCAGGAGGAAGGCUCGCCGCCCGUCGCGCAGCUGUCCAAGGACCCCGCCCCGCCCGUCCAGGCUUGGGGCGGGGCCGCAGUGGUGCCGACGACGCUCCACCAGGGCUCGUGCGUGCCCGCGCGCCUGCCCUACUCGCCGCAGAUGUAUCCCGACGUCCAGUACGUGAGGUACCCUCAGCAGCAGCAGCAGCAACAGCAGCAGCAGCAGCAGCAGCAGCAGCAGCAGCAGCAGCAGCCUCAGGCGAACAGCCCGUGUGGAGGCGGGGGGCUGGUCGUCAACAGGUUGCCAGCGCCAGAGGAUCUGCAGAAGCAACAGCAGCAGGAGAUGAUGAGGAUACAGCAGCAGCAGUUCUACAUGGCCCAGCAGCUCUACCAGCAGGACCAGGCUAAGAUGCAGCAGCAACAGCAGCAGUUGCUUCAACAGCAGCAACAGCAGCAGCAGCAGCAGCAGCAGCAGCAGCAGCAGCAUCAGCAGCAGCCGCCGCCACCGCUCCUCAGGCCACAGUUCGUGUCGUGCGGCACGACCUACGAGGGAUACAGCAGCCACAGGAACCACCAGCAGCAGGUCAUGCAGACGUCGCACAAUGUGGUGAUGGCUACCGGUGGACACCACAUGGUGACAUCCACGUCCUCCGCGGCUGGCACUAUAAGACAGCAAAGGGCGCCCCCCUGGCAGCAGAACCGUACUUCCAAUUUGGUACUUCCAGUUCAGCAGCCCCAGCAGCAGCAGCAGCAACAGCAGCAGCAGCAGCAGCAGCAGCAGCAGCAGCAGCAGCUGGCCAGUGUGUACGAGCGCGUGCCACCGCUGCACCACCACACCCCACCGCCUGUGCAGGCCUGGAGCGAUGACGUCUCCCGCAAGAAGGGCAAAAGCUGCGGCAAGACCGCCGGCGCCGGUGCCAAGAAGCAGAGGGGUUACUCCGCCGUCGACUCCCACUCCACCUGCCCCAACGUCGACAUCCGGCAGCUACCGCAAGGGAACCCCUACCCGCUGGCGAGCGUCCCGUCGUUCAUGGAUGACCCCAGUGGGUACCUCGCCCAGCAGACGGCGCUCCUGAACAGCACCAUCUCCCGCCAGACGGGCGUCGGGUCUCAAGGUUACCAUUGCCACAGCCCGACCCUCCGCAACCCGGAGCCCCUGCCGCCCCCUCCCCCGCCGGCCCCGCCGACACAGGCCUCUCCAGUCACGUGCUCGCCGGUGGGCGUGCCCUUGCCCAGCAACGUCCUCCUGCCUUCGCAGAGGUGCGGGGUGGCGCAGACCACGUACAGCGCCCGUCCGACCAACACCGCAGUCAGCCAGCAGCAGACCAACAUGGUGACCAAUCCUCAGCAGCAGAUGUCAACGUACAAGACCAUGUUCCACGUGACAGCUGCGGACAGCAGCAUCCCAGUGCAGGGCGUCCACUGCCAGGGGUGUGUUAACACUGCGGCCAUCGCCGACACGGCGAUGUACCACCAGCAACUGCAACACCACCAGCAGCAACAACAGCAACAACAACAACAGCAGCAGCAGCAACAGCAGCCCGAGCAACAUCACCACCAUCACCACCACCACCAUCACCACGCAGGCCACGACCAGCAACAACAGCACCAGCAGCAGGUACCAUACAACGUGCAGCAGGUGACAACUGAACAGAGCGCAAGUUCCAAUUCUGUCAGGCACCACCAGCAUUCCGAUUACUCCAAGCACUUGCAGGCGACAGCCCAGCCCUGUUGUUACAGGGAGAAUGGUGGUGCAGUCAGUUUUCUGGUUCAAGGGGAACAGAACCAUUCUUCGCUGAUCCCCAACGCCAUCAAGCUAGAGGAGCAUAACUCUGUGACAUCAUCUACAUUCGCAGAUAAGAUGGGUGGCCAUUGCAGUUCUGAUUCUCGUGGUCCAAUCCAGGGAGAGACGAUCAGUACCAGUAAUGGUUCUCCUGUGGAGGGCUAUGCUGGUAAUGGAAACAUGCCUCAGCAGCACGAAGCUUCGUCCUCAACCACACCAAUCCCGCCUGGCUCUCAGCCCUGUCGUGUGCCCGAAAUGAGCUCUGGAGGGAACGGGCUGGUUUCUUCCUCGUCGUCGCCGUUCGCAGUGCCUCACAUCAGUCCGCCAGGCCUCUACUCCUACCCCGUGCAAGGCAGCUUCUCCUCUCACCAGCAGCAGGCGACCAGAAGCGACGCAAGCACGUCCUGUUCUUCCCCUCACUCCAGGCAAAACAACUGCGCUCACGCUCACGACUCGAGGAUCGGCCAUAAGUUUACUACCAUUGUGACGACCAUGGCGAGCGGUCACACAGUCAGCAGCAACACCAUCACUUCUGUUCUUGCCGGGAAGGCCAAUACAGCUACCGUGUCCGUUAGCAACCCAGCGUCUAGUUCUCCGUCGAUGGUCACCCCACAACAUCCUGCUGUGGUACAAGCCCCUGUUACCAAGUCACCCUUGGAGAUGGUGCAGAGUGUGGUUAGCAGCAUACAAGUGCCACACAGUGUCAUGGCACCCCAGAUGAAGCCACAACCCAUCACCACCACCCUCCCCUCCGGAAGCCAUAUUUUUGUAUCGAGUGGCGGCCAGCUGAUCAUGACCAGUGCAGGCCCAGCACUCAUGGCACCUCCUCAGAACCACAUAACGAAGCUGUCGGGUGGUUCGAUGCCUCCCAUGUCGGUGUCGCCUAUGGUGACAAGCGUCACUGCCGCAGUCACGCAAGUCAUACCUGCGGUGGGGGUCACUCAGCAAGUGUUGGGUCAGCCCACGGUGCUCGUGAAUGCUCUUCCGGCUCCCUUGCUGAUACAGCCCGGGGUCAUGACAAUGGACGGUAUGGCCGGUUUGAACCAGAUACCCCAUCUGACCGUUGCACCGGGCCAGCUGAUGGAAACCAUGGGGCAGGAUCCAUCUGGGCGAAACAUGCACGCCACAAACAACGGCGGGUACAUCCAGCAGCGACCGAUGGUGUCCCCAGAAAUAGCACAGGGCAAGAAGAAAGGCGGCAAGAAGAGGAAGGUGUCCCAGCAAACGGUGGCGUCCAUGCUGCACAUAGCCUCCCAGCAGCAGCAGGCUCAGCAGCAAGCAGCCAGCGUCAUGCAGCACCAGCAGCAAGGCUUCCCCCAGCAGGGGUUCACCAUGUCCAGUCCGCACCAGCAGGCCAUAGCCACCACAGGCCCCACCAUGCUGCAGGCCCUCACCAUCGUUCCUGGCAAGGCGGGGGGCCCUGCGCAGAUCCUCAUGAACGGCCAGCCGGGGACGGCAACGGGCCACUUCGGGGCGCAGCAGCUCAUAGCCACGCCCACCUCUCAGACCCCGCAGCAGAUCAACCUGUUGCAGCCCGUCAACUUGCUGAACGGCGCGGCGGGCGUCGUGCAGAACUUCCCUGCCUUCCAGCAGUUCAUCGUUCCGGGGCUGGGUGGCAUGGUGAUGUCCGCCGACGGUACGGCGGCCAUCCUCCCGGACACCGGCAACCUCGGCAUGCAGCUGCAGCUGCAGAACGUGAACGGGCAGAACGUGUUGACGCCGGUGCAGAGCCACGGGGGCACGAUGUUCGGUCACCCCGGGGGGCAGAGCAUCCUGGCGGCGGGCCCCGCAGGGAUGGUGAUACGGGCACCUGCCUCCGCGGGGAAGCUGGCGCCGGGCCAGGUGAUCCAGCAGCCCGGAACAGCGGCACCGCAGCUGUUCACCGGGUCGCCGACCGGAGGCCACCAGUUCCUGGUGAACGGGGCGGCUGCGUUCGGGGGCCAGCUGAGCCCGCUGGUGGCGAGCGUCAGCCCCGGCCAGCAGGUGUCGUUCGGCACGCAGGUGCGGCCGGCGUCCUCCUCCCAGGACUUCAUCCAGUGUGGGCAGGUGGGGCAGACGCUGAUGGUGCCGUGCCAGGUGCCGGCGACGACCGCGCAGAACACCACAGUGGUGCAGCAGAACACCACCAUAGUGCAGCAGCAGACGACGAUGGUGUCCAGCAACCAGCCGGUGCAGGGCUUCGUGUUGGGCCCCGCCGGGGAGAAGCAGGCGCCGGCGCGGCAGCCGUGCCAGCCGCUCAUGAAGCACUCCGUGUCGACGCAGACGGCCACGGGGCAGAACCCGCGGGCGCCGGCCUCCCCGCCGGGCGGAGGAGGAGCCCUCGUGGUCGCCACCAACACCACCUUCUGCCAGACGUCGUCGUCCUCGUCGGGCAGUCCCCCAGACACCACGACCCACUCGCCGGCGGAGGGGCGGGCCCAGAGUCCCGCCGCCGACACCACCACGCUGGACCACCCGUCGCCCCGCAACGCGACGGACUCCUCCAUGCCCAUGGUGCACUGCGUGUCCAGCAGCAACGAGCCGGAGGGCCCCGGGGACCCGGAGGUGAAGGGGGAGUGGGGCACGAGACGGGUGUUCUCCGAGGGCUACGGCCUGCCGCCCGGCUCCAAGGUGGGGUCCGCGUACGUGGAGUCGACCACGCUCCUGCCGGGCAUCUCCACCUCCCCCUACGAGGACCGCAAGCUGGCGGCCGUGAAGAGGAAGCACGGGGACCUGCACUCCUUGGAGGAGGCCGAGGAGGAAGAAGCGGUGAACUGAGCGUGCUGUCAGGAGAGCUCGAUGCAUGGCAGCGGAGGCGGGGGACGGCACAAGCACGGCUUCGUGUCGGCAGGAGUCCUUGCCGCGCCUCUGUCCGGAGCACGGCUCGAACUGCGAGGAACAGGGAUUAUAUAUUUCAAUUGGCAUUAAAACUACCUGCAUUUGUACUGAAACUUUGUUACUAUUCAGCAGAAACGGUAAUGUUUACACGAGCAGUUAGCCAUCUUCUUGUUAGCUUGACACUUUUCUUGAGCUAGGCUAUAUUUUUAAUUUUUCCUUUGAAAUAAUCAAAUAGAUAUUCUUGCUAUCAGCGUUGAAGAAGUUAUUUGAAGUAUGUUACAGUCGCCAAUGUCUUUUUAUAAUUGUACCGGGUUUAUCGGAAUAGGGAUCAAAUUUUUAUUUAUAUUUUUUCACUUACCGAGUACGUGCUAACAAUAUAGUGCUGAAUGAUACUUAUCCAUGUUUUAAGUAAUUUCUUGCAAGACAAAGCACAACUGUUGAAUUUAUUAAAUAUCUUAGUUAUUUAGUUUUUUUCUUUUAUGAUUUUAAGAUAUUCAUUAAUCAUUCAAUUUAUUAUUAGUAUAUGCUUGUUUUAUUUACCCAUAGUAAUUGUAUUAAAUUUUUUCUUAAUGCUACUAUAUGUUUGAAACUAUGGAUUGUAUAAACUUUUAUAGUUAUUUAUGUGUACAUGUACAGUGAGUUUUCUAGUUUUAAAAAUUAAAUAUAUUUACACCUUCUCAUUCAUAGAAUGGAUGAGUUAAUAAUAAUAUUUGGCACAUAACUGUUAUUUUUUGUUAACUGUUGUUGUGAUCAACUUUCUUAAAAGCUUAGCUUCUCUGUGAAAAUGUUAACUUAUCAAAUGUGUGGCAAUUAUAGAACUUCAUUUGGUCUGCAAGUAUGUUUUUGACGAUAGCGAGAAAUUAUUUUAUGCGACAGAUUCAAAAGGGCCAUUGGCUUGACAUGUUGACCUAAAACUUUAGCAUUUUUAUUUUGGAUAAACAGGAGAAUGUUACCAGCAAGUGAAUUUUGCAUUGAUACGGAAUGCCUUCAAUGGUGGCGUGAACUCGCUAACUUUUUGUCUUUACUUUGAUCCCUUACAGACUUCUUAAUUUUGUUCCAAUCACAUAAAAUUAUGUCCAUGGAGGGUAAAUAGAUGCAAUCUUUGCAAUUCUAUUGUUAAUGAGUGUGAAUAAUUAUCAGUGUUAUGUGCCUAAGACAUUUUAAAACUACAGGCCUCUUCUGCUUUUCAUGAUCUGAUGAUAUAAUUUUUACUCUGCUUUUUAUUAUAUCAUCAUCAUCAUCAUCAUCAUCAUCAUCAUCAUCAUCAUCAUAAUCAUAAUCAUAAUUAUUAUUAAAAGUGGGUAACUUCAGUUUAAAAUUACCAAAAUUCUUACAGUUGAUUUUUUUUCUUUUAAAAUGUAAGAAAAAAUUAAAAAUAUGUGUACAUAAUUUCUUAAAAUCUCACAUUUUUCAUGAUACACUAACAUUUAUAUACACCUGCGCCUUGAAGUAACGCUAUUCGAUUUACGUAGUUUCACAGUAACGAUGCCAAUAAAUUAGGGCAGGAUUAGAUUUGAAGUAGUGCGGUCAUAGAUUUGAAGUAGCACUUUCAUUCAUUUACGUGAACAACAAACAUUAUUUUACUCUUUCCUUAAUAGGUAUUUGCUUCCUUCAUUGGCUAAUUGCAUAUUUACUUCAACCCAUUUCAUAUAGUUCAAUUGUUUAUUUUACGCAGAAAUCUCUCAGCCAAUGUUUAUACUACACCACCCUGCAUGUCAGCAGCAACUCUGGUGAGAAAAGCCGGAAGCUCUGAGGGCUUGUUUACCUUGAGCUUACCAGGAUGCGCUAAUGGUAAAUCAUGGCAGACACGCAUUUAGUAAACAUCAGAGUCAGGAAAUACGUUAAUAGGUUAAAUAAUCUUUUAAAUAAUAUAAAACUUAAAGUUUAUCCUCUUUUUUUAAAAAUCUUAUUACAGCUGAAAAAUAUUUUCUAUAUUAAUAAUAUAUUAUAGUAAAUCAGAAAUGAUGUUAGCGCCUGUUGAGGUAUUUUAUGCUCAAGCCCUGUUAUGUAAACAAUGUGGUCUGUGAUUUUUUUUACACUCUUAUUUAAUUUAAGGUUGUUUGAUCGCAAAAUGUUAAACAAACUUUUAUUUGAAUGUACUACAAAUGUAUUUAGACUUACGUUAGUACUGUUUAGUCUUUCUUAAUUAAAACAGUAGUUAAAAAACGGUUAUUGAUUAGCAUACACACUUAUGGGGGGGAAAAAACAUUUGAGAAACGCUGUUUUGAUUCCUGGAAGUAAUUAGGAUGUUAUUUCGAGGGUGGGUAUAUAUUUAUCAAAUAUUCAUAUUAGAGUUCAUUCAAAAUUUUAAAGUGAUUUUGUGAUGAAUUACCAUAUUUAGGCAUGUAUAUGUCACACAUUAUUACUAAACCAUGCUUAGUUAAUAAAGAACAUACCCAAUUUUGAAAAUAAUUUUGGGUUAGAAAGAAAAAAAAAGAAGAAGAAAAAAACAGAAAAUUUGCCUGCAUUUUAUCUUUAUCACAGAAUCUGUUCUGUGCAGGCAAGAGACUAUAUGGAGAAAAUAAAAGGUUUUGUAAAUUUUAAUGGUAAUAUACACAAUGUUCUAUAACUCAGCGACAAGCUGAGACAGUUGAUAGGCCAAUUAAUCUGUAUUAAAAAAAAAUUAAAUAUGUGUUGUAGUUUUCGAGUCAUGGGUCUUUUUUCAAAAGUUUUCAAUCUCCACCCUGCACCAAAUUAUAAAAUAUGUUGACUAAUGAUUUUUACUAUGCAAUCAUAAAUACUUUACAAUUCAAAACAUGCACAACUUAUGUGGUAACAAUUUUUAAUUGGGUAACUUACUACGUAUUCACACUGUAAAAAAAAUUACUUUGCUAACUUGUGAAGUUAUUUGCUUUAAUUAGCCAUGUUUUUGAAUAAUUUACUUAGUUAGCACAGUAUUUUUUUUUAUAUAUUAUGUAGUCAAAUUUACCCAAUAAAAAAUAUUUUGGCCCAUAAGUUUUCCAACUAAAUCUUUUCCUUUAAAGUAUUAAAUGUUUGAUUUUAAUUUGAGAUUUUAUAUAUAGAAGGGUUUUUAGGAUUUCUUAGCAAAAACAUUUUAGUCACAGUACCUAUCUAAUAAUUUUGUGCAGGGUAGGGAAUUAAAAUUUUUUUGGAAAAAUGUGUAUAACAUGAACUGAUUCAGAACCAUAAUUUACUGGCUUAUCUGUUCUCGACUUGUGUUGAGUUAUGGGACAUUCUGUACGUUCUGUUUGGUUGUUUACCCCACUGCUUUGAACAGCUAAAGAAAUGUACAUCUGUCAGGCACAUUUCUCUGUAUCUGCAUGUUCUUUUCUUUUUAAAAGUCAAUCUUUCUAUAAAAAAAAAAUAAAAAUAAA